CGGGUGUCGGCCAUUCGAUGAAACAAUGAUUUGCUUAUGUUAGUUACGGUUUGUCGUUUCCAAUAGUUUAAAGUGUUAUUACGUUCCAUUCUAUAAUUUCAUCCAUCGCCCCAUGACUUGUGCUUUUUAGUAUAUUACUAUUACUGCGGUUUACGUUAAAAAACUUUUGUCAUUGUCUAUUGUUUGACCAAAUUGUCUGUGUUCAUUUAUUAAUACAUAUCUUUUAUAAGUACGACUUCUACUUUUACUAUUAUAUUUGCAAUGGAUUCCGAAAUCUCCAACAAUGGCGCUGAUGUUGGAAAACUGUCAAAGGACGAACUUAAAGUGUACGAUCGGCAAAUACGUCUAUGGGGCCACGAUGGACAGAAAAAGUAUUCAUCAUUCAGUAGACGGUUAAAAUAAUUAUAAUGAAUAUUUAUUAACAUGUGUUUUAAUAUUAGGUUGAGUUCAUGGAAUGUUCUUUUAAUUGGAUUACAAGGUUUGGGUGCUGAGAUUGCUAAGAAUUUAAUAUUAUGCGGGGUCCAUUCAAUUACUCUUAAGGACCCCUCUGAUGUCUCAAUUUUAGACCGUUGUUCGCAGUUUCUAAUACCUCCAGAUAGUGAGCAGCGAAAUGUAAGUAUUUAGUUGCAAAAUUUAUCUUGCAGUACCAUUGUACCAAGUAUGACUAAUUGGUUUGUUGUGUUAUAAUCAAAAUGGAACAAGUCUAGUUUACUGGACACCCUUUGUUCUCUAAUUUUUUUUUUUUUUCAAAUACUUAUUUUUUAAUGCUGAUUUUGGAAUUGUUUGAUUUUUGUUGCGGAUUUCAUUUUUAAAGAAUUUAUUGAAGUUUGAAGUUCAUUGUAUGAACAUAGGUGCACCUAGAGACCUAGCGGGGUCACUCGCUCGGACUAUUUUAAACGAUAGUAAUCCUCGAUUUGCUGUGCAAUAUCAUGUCAGGUGGUUUAUGAUCACAUUCCCGUCUGACAUUUACUCAUCCGAUUAAUUUCUCUGUCCAACUAACCUCAAAUAAACACGCCCAUAAACAAUAAAUAAGUGAAUUUUAACAUCUUGUAUAAUUAUUGUAAGGUUAAUAAAUCUGUACAUUUUUUUUAAAAAAAAAGUAUUUAUUAUCUAUUUAUGUCAUUGUAUGAGUGAGUCACAUGGCUGGUUUAGCUGAAUUUGACAUAUGCGAAAACAUAUCAUAUUACUAGUGUAAUGGUACUUUGUUACAAACAGUCUUUUGACAACCAUCGUUCUUAUAAUAAUAUAUUAUCCACUAAUAAUCUUAUUUAGUCUUGUGUAUUAAAUAUUUUAUUAUAAUUAUAUUUUUGAAAGUUGAUUUUCUUUUUUUUAUUUCUUAUUUAUUUAAGUCUCAAUUAUUUAUUAUGGCCUUAGAAUAUGUAAAAAAUACAAAAUAAAAAACAUUUAAAAAGAGAAAUACUGGUAGUUUUAGUUUAGGAAAAUAAGUGGUUUUUUGAGGUUAAUUGGACGAGAAUAUUAAUUGGAAGGGGAUGUGACUUGCUACCUUUCAGGUAGGUAAUAGUGAAAAAAAUUGACUUAAUUGAGCUUUGGGGUAAAAUCAAAAUGUUUAACACAUCAUAUGCAAAUUAAACUCAUGUUUUUCUACAAAAAAAAAAUUAACAACUAUGUAUUUAAUAGAGAUGUGACAAAUUGUUAGAUUUUCGAACUGAAAAUUGUAAAUAAUCAAACUUAAUCAAAUACUAAAUAGUUCAUUCCGAACCCUAAAAUUGUUAAUAUAAUAUAAUAAUUAAUAAUAUACCUAUAAUUUUAAUAUUUUUUGACAUAACUUAACCUUUUUACUUUUUUAAUGUUAGUAUUGGAUAAAAUAUUUUUAUAGUUCGAUUCGACUUAAAAAAUCAGGGUUUGUAACAACCCUAGUAUUUAAGCAAAAACUAUAAUAACAAGAAACUUCCAUAACAAACCAUAAUCUUCCGCAAACAAAUUUUCAUCAGUUCUGAAAUCAACAUCAAAAAACAUGUAUUAAAAAAAAAAAGUACAUAGGUACAUUAUUUUUUAUUUCAUAUGGCGUUUUGGUGAAAAAUAUACAUACAUAAACUGUUUAAAAUGCCAAACUAGAUAACAACUAAAUAUAUACUUAAUACAUACUAAAACUAAGUAAUAACCUAAUAAUCUAAUAACUCAUAACUCAUAAAAUUUAAAUGAAUUAUACAAAACCGUAAACUUUAAGGUAUAUAAAAUUAAAAAUAGUACAUAAAUGACUACAGUAACAUAUAACGUUGAGGGUAAUUUAAAUGGUAACCAUGAAAUAGACAAAAAAAACUUAUUUCCAUCUCUAGAGACGCACCACUAUGUUAAGUAGCCAAUCUUGUGCCUCAAUGUCGCCUUUGUGGAGCCUUUCUGUUCCUACUUAAUAUUUUGGUAGUGAGCAUGACUCAACAACAUGUUUAAUGAUUUGAAACUGCUUCCCACAUUCAUAGAGUGGAGAAUACCAUUUUUCAUUUAUGUAUAAGAAACUUACACUUUCCCUGUUCUGUUCUGAUAUUAUUUAAGGCAGUACACAUUGCACGGAAAAGUUACCUAGAUACUAAACAACAAUAUAAAAUAUAAAUAUAAAUAACAAAAUAAGCAAUUUAUAAAAAAUAUUUGAAAAUUGUUUGUCAAAUUAUUUACAAACAAACAAAUUUUCCAAAUUUGAUGCAUAUUGUUUUAGUGUGUAUAUUAUUGUUAAUAUUUAAUUGAGAAAUUAUCAUAAAACAAUUUGUUUAACAUUAACUGUUAGUUUUGAUUUUAAUUAACUUCUAACAGACAAAAUAAAUAUAUUUGUAGGUAGGUAUUUGAAAGUUAUAAUUAAUUUAAGACUGUUGCGAUCAAUUAUGUAAGUAAAACUAAUAUUGGAUUAGCAUAAUUAGCUACUAUUAUUUUAGUUUUAAGAAAAUCAUUUUUCUAUUUUAUUUUCUUCUUUUGUAGAUUUGAUAUUCAAUAAUUUUUAUUAAGUUUUUAUCUUAUAUAAAUUUUAAAUAUAUACCUAGGUCAUACAGUUAUAAGUAUUUGUCUUUUAUCAGUAGAUCACAUUUUGAUAUUGGGCCACACCUUAAUAGACCUCUACCAAAAUAUAGUUUUUGUCACCCAAAAUCACUAGUAAUUAGUAAAAUAUAUAUUUGCGAAUAGCUAUGUAAUAAGAAUAAUAAUAUUUAUUUUAUUGUAGCGGGCUAAAGCUAGUUUAACAAAUGCUCAAAAAUUAAAUCCCAACGUCAAAGUCACAGCCGAUACAAAACCCAUUGAUGAAGAGGAUGAACAUUUUGUCACAAAGUUUGAUAUUGUUAUUGCCACUGAAUGCUUUCCUGCGACUUAUAAAAAAUUAAAUGAAAAUUGUAGAAAAAAUCAAGUAAAAUUGUUUAUAGCUGAUGUAUUUGGUUUGUUUGGCUAUUUUGUUCAGGAUAUGUAAGUAAAAAUGUAAUUUAGUUAACAAAAUGUAAAAUUAAUAAUUUUAUUGUUUUUAGCACUUUUGAACACAAUUUGUAUCAUGAGAUUUUUCCAAACUAUGAUCAACGUAGUAAUGUUUCAGAAAACUGCCCGUUACCAUAUUAUUUAACAUCAGGUAUGUAUAAUUAUAAAAUAAAGUAAGAGUAUUAUUGAUUUUUAAAAUAUUUUAGCAUUAUUGAGAUUUCAAUGCGAAUCAAAUCGAAAGCCUAAUCCAGAUACUUGUGAGGAAGAUGUUGAAGAACUUAAGUCUAUAAUUUCAUCUUUUGAACAAAUUACAGAUAUUGAGGCAUAUGAUGAGUAUUUCGGGUAAUUAUAAUUAUAAUUCUUUAAAUUUAACAUUAAUAUUAAUAAUAAAAUGGUUAUUUCAGUGAACUAUUUUGCGAAAUGAGUCCAACUACCUCUAUUAUUGGUGCAAUGGUAGCUCAGGCAGCAAUGAAUACUAUUAUGGACAAGACAGUUGAGGAUUUUAAUGUAUUUUUUUAUGAUCACGUGGAACAUAGAGGACAAUAUUUUAAGUUGUAAAAUAUUAUGAUAUAAAAUUAGACUGGUUUUUU
Messenger RNA from Cinara cedri, 3998 nucleotides. The record is from the annotation of a GenBank genome assembly. NCBI's taxonomy places the organism in Eukaryota, Metazoa, Arthropoda, Insecta, Hemiptera, Aphididae.